AGCGGGGAGGUCGCGGGGUUGAGAGGGUUGGGCUAAGAGUGUGGCUUCUCCUCUAUGGUCGCGGGCCGGGGCACACUUCUCCGCAGUAAGUCCUCGGUUACUUCCGGAAGUGAAGUGACCACCUCUUCCUCUGCUUCCGCGGGGGUCCGGGAGGCAGGCUGCGGCCGGGUGGGCCCGGAAGGAGCGGAGUGAUUUAAGGAUGCUUUGCAGCAGUUUUGUAAGUCUGAAAUUUUUCGUGCCUGUGAAUGCCAGGAUUUGGUAAGAGAUGGAGGAGUCUUCGCAGAAUGAUCCGAACACCACAACCCUGGAGGAGGAUGACCCCCUCAAGAGCACCGGCCCUCAGAUUUCUGUUAGUGAAUUUUCCUGCCACUGCUGUUAUGACAUCCUGGUUAACCCCACCACCUUGAACUGUGGCCACAGCUUCUGCCGGCACUGCCUGGCUUUAUGGUGGGCCUCUUCGAAGAAAACAGAGUGUCCGGAAUGCAGAGAAAAAUGGGAAGUUUUCCCCAAAGUCAAUAUUCUCCUCAGGGAUGCCAUUGAAAAAUUAUUUCCUGAUGCCAUUAGAAUGCGAUUUGAAGACAUUCAGCAGGAUAGUGACAUAGUCCAGAGUCUCGCAGCCUUUCAGAAGUACGGGAAUGAUCAGGCUCCUUCAGCUACCAACACAGGCCGAGUGAAUCCGCAGAGAGGCGGGGGAUUCUUUUCCGGGGUGCUCACUGCUCUAACCGGCGUGGCGGUGGUCCUGCUCGUGUACCACUGGAGCAGCAGGGAGUCUGAGCACGACCUCCUGGUCCACAAGGCCGUGGCCAGAUGGACGGCAGAGGACGUGGUCCUCUGGCUCGAGCAGCUGGGCCCUUGGGCCUCUCUCUACAGAGACCGGUUUUUAUCUGAAAGAGUGAAUGGAAGGUUGCUUUUAACUCUGACAGAGGAAGAAUUUUCAAGGGCGCCGUACAACAUAGAAAACAGCAGCCACAGGAGAGCCAUCCUGCUUGAACUGGAGCGUGUCAAAGCCCUAGGGGUGAAGCCCCCCCAGAAUCUCUGGGAAUAUAAGGCCGUGAACCCGGGCAGGUCCCUGUUCCUGCUGUAUGCCCUCAAGAGCUCCCCGAGACUCGGCCUGCUGUACCUCUACCUGUUCGACUACACAGACACCUUCCUGCCCUUCAUCCACACCAUCUGCCCUCUGCAGGAAGACGUUUCCAGCGACAACAUCAUCACCAAGCUUCUGGACCUUAGAGAGCCCACUUGGAAGCAGUGGAGAGAAUUCCUUGUCAAAUACUCGUUCCUUCCGUACCAGCUGAUUGCUGAAUUUGCUUGGGAUUGGCUGGAGGUCCAUUACUGGACGUCACGUUUUCUCAUUGUCAAUGCCAUGCUACUCUCGGUUCUGGAGUUAUUCUCCUUCUGGAGGAUCUGGUCAAGAAGUGAACUGAAGACUGUGCCUCAGAGGAUGUGGAGCCAUUUUUGGAAAGUGUCAACACAGGGGCUUUUUGUGGCCAUGUUCUGGCCCCUCAUCCCUCAGUUCGUUUGCAACUGUCUAUUUUACUGGGCCCUGUACUUCAACCCAAUCAUUAACAUCGAUCUCGUGGUCAAGGAAGUCCGACGGCUGGAAACCCAGGUGCUGUGACUGGCGGUGCUCAGUCUCUGGAAGAUUCCUCCAGUCUCUGGCACGUGAGCACGGAUGCUUCAGUGGGGGGCAGGGGGUGGACUUCCUGUUUCUACGCCCCGUGAACACAGGGCUGCUCUGUCAGAGGCCACAGCCAGGUCCCCACUCCCUCUCCCUGUGGCAUGGUGGCAGCGGGGACCGACAUCCCAGAGCAUGGCCGACACGGCAACAGCACCUCCCACCCAGCCAUCCUCAUGGGACUUGGGGGGCUCAGUCUGCCACGGCUGUCCAGGACCUGGGCUCCCCAGAGGACACAGUAUGAUGACUUUAGCAGACUGCUGGGACAGCGGUCCCACCUGCCCUGACCUCAGCGACAGACAGAGGCUCCUAGGGCGAGUCGCAGCCCGAGGCUGAGCCUGAGCCCGGGCUUGUUGGGGCCAGGCCUGUCCUCUAAAUCAAAUUUAGGAAGACGGGAAAAGAUUUUGUCCUCGGCACAGACAGCUGCCCCUAAGAAACACAGAGGAAAAGCCCAACUCCGCCGCACGAUGCUGUAUUGUGAAGAAAUGGCAGGGUUCUCAGAGUGAAGCCGCUCCAAGGGCUCCAUUUGAGACGGAGGGGUGAUCAGACCGUCGUCAGUGUGUUCUGCAUUUCAUCUCUGCAGCUUUGGGUCCCUGACUCCGAGGAGGGGGUCGAGGAGGAGGCAGGCAGUGAUGAGAGUCAUUCACCUCAGGCCAAGCUGCCUCAGUGCUACUUAAAAUCAUUGUGUGGGGGUUGAUGUGUUUGGUUUUCAGGAAUUUAAUCUGUAAAAUCCAGGAUAGCUCUUGCGUUCACGGAAACAUUUUGUACUUUGACCUCACACUGUAUAAUCUUCUUGUCCUGUUCUGAUGUAUAAAACAGCAAGGUAUAAUUACACCAAGUGCUGUAAUUGUAAAUAUGAAUAAGAUGAAGUAGGGCCUUUUAUUUCCUUCCAGAAUGAAAAUAGUGCAAAUGGGAGCCAUCUGAAGAUUGGCCCCACACAGGUAAGCUUGCAUCCACAGUGUCGUUUUGUGACUCUGAACCAGUCAUUAAUCCUUUGGAUCUUUGAGGAUUUCACUCAAACUUUGCAUCGGAAAGUUUGAAGAAAUCACUUGAAAGCAAAAUAAAGAUUUUUUAUAUAUUUGAAAAUUCUA
This is a messenger RNA of Hyaena hyaena (striped hyena), 2766 nucleotides long. It is a transcript of the gene BFAR, whose product is annotated as bifunctional apoptosis regulator. NCBI's taxonomy places the organism in Eukaryota, Metazoa, Chordata, Mammalia, Carnivora, Hyaenidae. Gene Ontology annotation, molecular function: ubiquitin protein ligase activity; protein binding. Gene Ontology annotation, biological process: proteasome-mediated ubiquitin-dependent protein catabolic process. The transcript has 8 exons. The coding region runs from base 266 to 1618 and encodes 450 amino acids. The record is from RefSeq and is a predicted model, not a curated record. Gene Ontology annotation, cellular component: nucleus.